GUGAUUGGUGUGUGCUGUAAGAGCCCGGGUCCCCAUAGGCUGCAGUGAGCCGGCCCCCUGGUUGCUGUCACGGCUCAGGACCACCCUCCUCCCCCUGCUCUCUCUCUCGCUCUCUCUCCCGGGCAGGACAGUGAUCACAGGCUGCUGCGGGUAACAAUAGGCGGACGGGAGGCGGCGGAGCGCUGCUCACACACCCGGAGAAGGAGAGGGGGACCCGGCCACAGCCACCAUGAAAGCGGCACUGGACCUGAAGCCCACACUCACCAUCAUCAAGACGGAGAAGGCGGAGUAUGAGUCCUACUCAUGUGCCGAUAUGGAGUGCGCCGAUGUGCCGCUACUAACACCCAGCAGUAAGGAGAUGGUGUCUCAAGCUCUCAGUGCCACCUUCAGAGGCUUUACCAAGGAGCAGCAACGUCUGGGCAUCCCCAAUGACCCUCGGGAAUGGACGGACGCCAACGUCAGGGACUGGGUGUCGUGGGCAGUGAAUGAAUUCACCCUGAAGGGUGUGGACUUUCAGAAGUUCCGCAUGAGCGGGGCAGCGCUGUGUGCCCUGGGGAAAGAAUGUUUUCUGGAACUGGCACCGGACUUUGUAGGAGACAUCCUGUGGGAGCACUUAGAAAUCUUACAGAAAGAAGAUGCAAAACUCUACCAAAUGAAUGACCUCACCCCAGCGUACCCAGAGUCUAGAUACAGCACGGACUACUUUAUCAGUUACGGGAUAGAACACGCACAGUGCGUCCCGCCCUCGGAGUUCUCAGAGCCCAGCUUCAUCACGGAAUCCUACCAGACCCUCCAUCCAAUCAGCUCAGAGGAGCUUUUGUCUUUGAAAUAUGAGACCGAUUACCCGUCGCCGCUGCUGCGAGACCCCUUACAGCCGGACUCUCUGCAGGGAGACUACAUCACCAUCAAACAGGAGGUCGUGUCUCCGGACAACAUGUGCAUGGGCCGGAUAAGCCGAGGUAAAUUUGUAGGGCAGGAGUCCUUUGAAAGCAUUGAGAGUCACGACAGCUGUGACCGCCUCACUCAGUCAUGGAGCAGCCAGUCCUCGUAUAACAGCUUGCAGCGUGUCCCGUCGUAUGACAGCUUCGACUCUGAGGACUACACCCCUUCACUGCCCAACCAUAAACCCAAAGGAACAUUCAAGGACUACGUAAGAGACAGGGCAGAGCUGAACAAAGACAAGCCUGUCAUCCCCGCCGCUGCCCUGGCCGGCUACACAGGCAGCGGGCCUAUCCAGCUCUGGCAGUUCCUCUUAGAGCUGCUGACGGACAAGUCCUGUCAGUCCUUCAUCAGCUGGACGGGAGAUGGCUGGGAGUUUAAACUGUCUGAUCCGGAUGAGGUGGCCAGGCGCUGGGGCAAGCGGAAAAACAAGCCUAAAAUGAACUACGAGAAGUUGAGCCGCGGCUUACGCUACUACUACGACAAGAACAUCAUUCAUAAGACUGCAGGGAAGCGCUAUGUCUACCGCUUUGUAUGUGAUUUGCAGAGCCUCCUGGGAUACGUGCCGGAAGAGCUUCACGCCAUGCUGGAUGUUAAACCAGACGCUGACGAAUAGGGACGCAGGGUUUGCUGGAUCAAGGAACUAAAAACCCUAUGGACCCGAACAUAUUCCUCUGUGCCUAGAACUUGUUACUCGCGACGGAUGCAGAGGAUUCUGGGGAAAGGGGUGGGGGGUGGGGUGGUAUGAGACUGAGAAACCUGGUUACCGAAGGCUUCCGUUGGUCUUUUCUCACUGUGCAGCGGAACAGGAAGAAGAGCAGUAUGUUGGUGUAUUCCAAUAACCAGAUUCAUUCCAAAUGUGCCAGUAUUACUGAUGUGUUUCUUAAUGUCAGCCUAUUUCCCGAAUUCAUGUGCAGCCAGCCUUUGUCCGCAGAUGCAAGUAGGAGACCACACAGAGUAGUAGCUGGUAAAGCAUCCGCCGGACUCCAGCCCAAAUUCAGGUGCGUUCUGUACGGUGAGCAGCUGCAGUCGCCGCGCAGCGGAGGAAAGGUACUGCCACACUUGGGGAGGGGGGAUAUUUAAGCUUUUUAUUUUGCAUACAGUUUGUUCUUUGCUGCAAUGUUUGACGUUAGGAAUGCUUAACAAAUCUCAGGACAGAAUAAACAUUUACAGUGACCAAGUGCAGUCAUCCCUCCCAUCCAGCUCCAAGUGACCCUCUAUGCCCCACGCAGCACAAUCCUCCUUCUAGCCAAAUUAUGCAUUUAGCUGACCCAUGGGGGGGGAAAAACGGUCAGUUCCGCAUCCUGCUCGCCGCCGUGUUCCCAGAUUGUAUUUUUCUAGAGACGAAUUGUCUGUUUGUAUAUUUUCUAAGAAACAUUUUUUGUAUGAGAAACUUGUACAUAGCUACAGUGUUUUGGUUUGUGAAAUGUGCCAAAGAGCGUGCACGUGCGACAGUCCUGGCUGCAGCAGCUAUAUGUGCAGCCUGGUCUGUAAUCUGCACGCACAAUGUAACAGCCGGGCGACUUAGGGCACUGAAGUAGGUUGGUUACCGUAUCAUUAUUCCCAUCUGGGGAACUAAGGUGUAGUAUAGGACUGCUCCGUACAUUCCACACAUCCUCAGGUUUAACCCUUUGGAGGCUGAAGGACACUUCAGCAGACAGCGGGAAUACUUGAGAUUGUAAUUUUUUGUAUAUUUUUUUUUUUUUGUCUUUAUCUAUGAAAAAUAAAGAGUAUUAUUUAAAGCACCAGUUCCUCUGAUGAUGAGUAGAUAAUAAAUGUUUUAUGGGAAUACAUCUUUAUUUUUUUCUCUCUUUCCUAUGGCUUGUGAUUCUCUGACUCUGUAAUUGAUUGGCUGGUACCUCAAUUUUCGGGAUGAGACUGAAACUGGUGCUUUAAACGUGAACAGAAGCAGAAGGCUGUGCCCCGGACAGGAACUGUGAUCUGUAGCUUGUCAGUGCAGAGAGGGGGUACAGUCCAGUCCAGGCUUGCGGUCUCCUUUUUACCCUGAGCUGAACCAGCCGCUCCAGGUUAGAGAGGGCGCUGGGUUCUCUCUGUGUGCAGCAUUCAAUCAGAGUAUUCCUUUCAAGAGAGAAUAACUACAUACAAAUCAAAGGGGAAAGGGUGUGCUGCGUGUAAACGGCUGCAGCUGUCUCCCGUCCUCUCUGGGUUCCUUCCUCCACAGCCAAUAGGACCUAUCCCAGAUAUCUCUAUGUAAAAGGGAGAGAGAUAAUGGACUAGUUUCAUGUUGCAGAUCAUGUUCUUAGUUGGAUUAUCGUGUUCCUUAGAGGUAACUGGAGUAAAAUCAGGGUCAGUGUCGUAACUCGGUGGUGCUACAUUAUAGACAAUCGGCAAAGUCAUUUGUUAGUAUUAUAUCUAUGCUCUGUAUUUGGGUAAGCCCAUUGGAGAACGCCACAUUUACCCAGUUUUAUUCAGUUUUGUAACUGAAAAUCUAAAAAAAAAAAAUUCUAUGCAAAUGAAGUUGGGAAGGUAUAUAUACUGGCAUGGUGUUCGAGCAGCAAUGUUCUGUAGGAGAGCCCCUUUUACCCCUCUUAUAUUUGGCAUUAUUUCACAACGAUAGUCUUAGAUAAUCGCACCAGGUUCCGCUUUCGACCGAUACCUGUCCACAGGCGUUUGGUGAACACUGUAAUAAUAGUAACGGUGAAUUUGCUUUGAAAGCUAUAACGCUCGAUAAUUGAAAGCGCACAGGACACCUAAUAGAUGCCAGGGCAGCUGAGUAGUGAUGAGGUCCACAUGAUGGGCAGCGUCAUACACUGGGAGUUGUAUUCUCCUUCUAAUAUGCCUUAACAUGGCGAGAUUUAUGCUCCCUUAUCCUAUGAGAAUGUUUCUUGUUAAUCUAUACAUGUUAUAAUAUGCCUGAUGCGAUACAAAUUGCUGCAGGGAACCUACAAGUGAUAUUAAUCAGGAAUACACGGGACAUGGCUUUUCUCAUUGACAGGCCCUCUGUGUAUUAAUAUAAAGGGAAUUCUAUAAGGAGGACUAUAGUUCCAUAAAGUGGUAACAAGUUUGUGUAGCCUUAUAAUUAGUGCAGCACCUCGCGCCCAGUGACUAGAACACAUACUUGCCUACCUGACCCUCUCCAUGAGGGAGAAAAUGCUCGGUCCCUGGACUUUCCUGCUAAUGUAUGAUUGCCAUCACCUGUGGUGAAACACCUUUCUUAUCAAUAACUAGCUCACCACAGGUGAUGGCCAUCAUACAUUACCAGGAAAGUUCAGGAACAGAGCAUUUUCUCCCUCAUGGAGAGGGUCAGGUAGGCAAGUAUGCUAGAACACCCUGGGCAUGCAGUGUGCUGCGGCUGGGAAGGGUGUGUGUGUCAGAGAGGAGCAUUGGAUUGGCUGCACCUGCUGCCCAAUCAGGUGCCACAUUCACUACUAGCCUGUCAGGUCAGCAGGAUAAUACUGUUGCCUGUAGAGGCCGUUUGGUCUGGCAUUGGAAGCAGCUCUCCUUUAUAAUAAUUGUUGCCGCCACUGAAUUGUCACAAGGGGUGUGGGCUCUUACCGAGGAGCAGGUGGGAAUUCCAAAACAGACUACUCCUUUAUAGAAUGUCCCAGAAUUUAAUCAUUUUCCUACUAACUCUUAUCUGAGGAUUACGCCAGUUCAGGAAUAGGUGCGACUGGCAGACGUAAGUGUCCGACUCCUGACAUUCCUGCAAGAAAACUGCUGGGUGAAUACUGGCGGCUGAGGAACGUAUUGCUCUCAGUGACUAGCGGCGUACGCUGUUGGACGCGGCAUGGAAAAUGACGUCUUUUUGCCGGCAGUAUUUACCCUGUAGUAUAUCACGGUUGUGUUCUGCCUUUCUACUAAAGUAAAUGAGAUGGAAACUACUAAUACAGCUACUUGUCCAUAAAUCAUCGCAUUUACCACUUUCCACAAUACCCCAAAGAGUUUACAAACUAUAGUUAUAUGAAUGCAUUUAUAUGGGUGUCUAUACAUUUUAUGCAUCAGUUGAGCUGGUUUUAUGUUGAUUUUUUUUUUUAUACCCACACAUUUUAUUUUUAUUUUUUUUCCUAAUUUAUGAGAAAUUAGAGAUAUUUCUGUAAUGACAAAUUGUAGCUGACGUUUGUAGCAUUUCAUUACGUACUGUUUGUUUUUUUGUAAUGACAAUCAUUUUGGUAGAAAAGGGGGUGAACGCUCACCCGGGGCUGCUAGAGUGGCGCGGCUUAGCGGACCAGGCCCCGACUCUAUAAGAUGGUGUUUUAUUUCCCUGUAGUUUUUACUGAUGCAGGAACAUCAAUUUUGAUAAAUAUUUUUAUACAUAUGUAUAUGUGAAUAUAUAUAUUCAACUGUUUCAUUUCUUACUGUGUUUCAAAAAUGUUUUAAUUAAAUGAAGCAUUUAUACAAAAGAA
Pseudophryne corroboree (corroboree frog) is the source of this 5303-nucleotide messenger RNA. It is a transcript of the gene ETS1, whose product is annotated as ETS proto-oncogene 1, transcription factor. Gene Ontology annotation, molecular function: sequence-specific DNA binding; DNA-binding transcription factor activity, RNA polymerase II-specific. The record is from RefSeq and is a predicted model, not a curated record. Bases 230 to 1555 code for a protein of 441 amino acids. The transcript is spliced from 8 exons. Lineage: Eukaryota; Metazoa; Chordata; Amphibia; Anura; Myobatrachidae. Gene Ontology annotation, biological process: regulation of transcription by RNA polymerase II; cell differentiation. Gene Ontology annotation, cellular component: nucleus.